UUUGAUAUCUAUAAAUAAUACCCAUUUCCCUUUUUUUAAUUUCUUUAUUUUUUUAAACUAUUCCCAUAGCAACAAUGAAAGCAACAUAUACCUUAGUCACUCUAUGCUUGUUAUUUCAUCUUGCAUUAGCCGAUAUCUAUAACCAACUUCAAUUUAUGAAGAUUCUUUCUCCUACAAACGGACAAAGUAUACAAGCCGGAGAAAAUGUUACUAUUACAUAUGUGAUGCAACCUCUUGUCUAUAAGCAAGUAUCAAAUGGGUAUGCAAAGAAUAUCGUCAUCAAUUUUCAUAAAAGAUCCGGAAAUACCAAGCAAGAAGUGAUUGAAAAUAUAUGUCCUACUUGUCCACUUGCUGCUAAACAAGACAAAUAUGUUACAUAUACCAAACAAUGGACGAUUCCCAAAGAUACAACCCCUGGCUCUUAUGCAUUUGAUUUUGUGGAAACUGUUCAGCUUCGUAGAGCAGUGGCCACCUCUUCUGAAACAGUUAAAGUGAACAUUGUGGACAAUUAAGGGAUAUUUAAAUCGCGUCACCUUUUGUGAGAAAUAAACUUUUUCCCCCUUAUUUUUGUUUCUCUUUCUCUCUUUUUUUUUCUUAUUUUUACUUUUUAUUGUUGUACUUUUUUAUGUUAACGAAGCCCUUUUGUGGUUGUGGAAAUCAACAAGAAGUAAAGAAAUA
Molecule: messenger RNA, 678 nt
Organism: Rhizopus microsporus ATCC 52813
Lineage: Eukaryota; Fungi; Mucoromycota; Mucoromycetes; Mucorales; Rhizopodaceae
Exons: 3
Coding region: 75-512 (145 amino acids)
Source: RefSeq, a predicted model, not a curated record